AUGGUUUUUCAUGAUGUCAUCCAUUCAUCAUUGUGAGCUGACCGGCCAAUCCAGGCUUGGGCAGCAUUCAAGAUCAGAAGCGGGGGAGACCCCAGGACAAAUGUGCAAAAGGCCCCUGAGGAUGUACAGACAUGUUGACAUCAGUUCCACAUAGAAAGACUUGGAAAUCGAAGAAGACAGUAAAAGUCACGAAGUCUUAUCCAACCUUCCCUUCCCUGAAUGCCUGGGAAGAAUUCAGGGGCCUCCUGCCUGCGGAUGCAGAACCGAACUCUGGGGUGGGUCUAGGUGUGGAGGAGGGACUGCUCUGCCAGAUGGUUCAUUCUCCAGAAUUCAACCUAUUUCCUGACUCAGUGGUGUUCGAAAGCAACUUUGUCCAGGUCAAGAGGGGCAGAAACUGGAUAAAUAUCUACAAAGCCUCCAACACUAUGGCCCUUGGGGUGACCUCCUCCGUGCCCUGCCUGCCCCUUCCCAACAUCCUCCUCAUGGCUAGUGUCAGAUGGCAUCAGGGGCAGAGCCAGACAUGGAACAGACCAGCUACAGCCCCAAACAUCAUCCUGAAGAGGAUUCUCCCAUUAAAGUUUGUGGAGCUCCAGGUCUGUGACCACCUCCAGCGCAUCCUGCGGUUAAGGACAGUCACUGAGAAGAUCUACUACCUAAAGCUUCAUCCAGAUCACCCUCAGACUGUCUUCCGCUUCUGGAUCCGACUGGUGCAGAUUCUGAAGGAAGGCCUAUCCAUCACCACCAAGGACCCUAGGAUUCUUGUCACCCACUGCCUGGUACCCAAAAACAACUCCACCCCAUCUGAAGACUCUAAGUUAGUACAGAAGAAACUCCAAGCCCCCCAGCCCAGUGAGAGCCUCAUGCAGCUGAUGGCCAAAGGCGAGAGUGAGGCCCUCUCUCAGAUCUUUGAGGACUUGCACCAGCAGAAAUGCUUCAGGAGAAACAAAAAGAUGAAGAUGAACAAGGCCUGCUCAGAGAAAGCUCCUUCCCGGAAAGAUGACAUCCCUUGCACCCAUGACUUCAGCUGGAGGGAAUCGCUCACUUACGGAGAAUGGGAAAGAGAGAACCCCUCCGGGCCGCAGCCCCUGUCGCUGCUCAGCACGCUGGCGGCCUCCACCAGGCCGAGGCUGGUGCCACUCAUAGGUACGCUGCGGGGACUCAUCGGGCUGCCGUGAGGCGGCAGCCUAUGCCCCCCCCCCCCAGCCAGGUCCGGCCUGUAGGUCCUGAAGGCUAUCCGAGAAUACUCUGGGCCGAGGGUGGGGAAGGCUGGCCACGGUGACCUCAUCCACUUUCCUGCCCUGCUCUCUGAUUUAACAGGGCUGAGUGAAACGCUCAGGGUGGCACCUCCAGAGCUCCAAGAUUUCAGUAAGUGGCUCUGAAGUGACAGAUGCUCCUAGAGUGAUGCCAUGACAGCUAAACCUCUCACUCCUUGCUGUGUGAGGCAGAACGAAGGCCUCUGUGGACUUCUUAUGGACUCUCCCCUCCUCCCACCCCCUCUGGGAGCUCUUCAUGGCCUUCCUACUGCAGGGGUUGGGGUACAGAGAGGCAGAAGGAGCUGGUUACAGGGCUGGGACGGGAGCAAAGUGAGCCUAGGGCCCCAGUGGUUCUCUCCUCAUGUUCCAAGGCUCCCUCCAUCCAUCACCCACUCAACAAGCAUUUUGUGAAGUACCUCACAUUCCUAAAGAAGCUUUAAGUUUUCUAAAGUAGGAUUUUAUUGUGAACCCUUACAUCCCCCAAGAGAUUGUUAUUAAUAGUUGACAAUUUAAAAAAUUAGGAUAAGUAUAGUA
This is a messenger RNA of Cavia porcellus (domestic guinea pig), 1787 nucleotides long. RefSeq names its product golgi associated RAB2 interactor 1B (gene Garin1b). The transcript has 6 exons. NCBI's taxonomy places the organism in Eukaryota, Metazoa, Chordata, Mammalia, Rodentia, Caviidae. The record is from RefSeq and is a predicted model, not a curated record. Gene Ontology annotation, cellular component: nucleus. The coding region runs from base 132 to 1175 and encodes 347 amino acids.